Molecule: messenger RNA, 726 nt
Organism: Penicillium angulare
Lineage: Eukaryota; Fungi; Ascomycota; Eurotiomycetes; Eurotiales; Aspergillaceae
Product: SIMPL domain-containing protein
Exons: 1
Coding region: 1-726 (241 amino acids)
Biological process (GO): DNA damage response
Cellular component (GO): external side of plasma membrane
Source: RefSeq, a predicted model, not a curated record
AUGGCUCCUCUGUCCAUUCAAGUCUCAGGGAAAUCAACCAUCAGUCGGCACCCUGAACGAGCCGUCCUCAAAGUCACAGUCAAGGCCGAGGGCGAUGAGAGGCACACUAUCUCAAACCAGGUCAUACUUACUUCAAAUGAACUCCAUACGAUUUUUCAGGAGCUAUCACCAAAAGCCGAAUUUGGCACCGCCACCCUCGAUGCACCGGUUACCGUUUUUUCUUCUACUGGACUCUCUACAUGGUCCCACAAUUUAAAAAAGAAGAACGAACUGGAGGUCACGCGGUAUUAUGCACAGUCGUCCUUUCAAGCCAAAUUUCGUAACCUGGCCACGUUGAGCCAGGUCACGGGAAAGCUGGUUACGUACCCCCUUGUCGACAUAAAUUCCAUUGAAUGGUGUUUGACAGAUGAAACGCAGCAGAAUUUAAGCUCUGAGUCCCGGAAACUGGCCAUACGCAACGCAAUUGAGAAGGCUAAUGACUUUGCUGAGGUUGUUGGGCGGGCAGUUGUGCCUGUUGAAAUUGAUGGUGGUGAGCAGAGAAGUUUUCAACAGGCUGUUCAGCAAAUGCCACGGUACAUGAUGCAGCAGAUGGCUUCAGUACAAGGCCAGUAUCUUGAGAUGUCCUCUACUUCUGUUGCUGAUGAUAAUGGAGCUUUGAAUAUGUCUCCACAGGAUAUUCGGUAUACUGGAAGUGUUCAAGUCAGGUUUGCGGCGGCGGAUGAAUAG